AUGGAUGAGAUGAGUGAGGUCGUUGAUGCCAUCAUCAAAUCCAGGCGGGGCUUAACGGAGGGCUGGGCAAGACAACCCGACUCGGUAGAUAAGUUAGGUACCUUAGGUAUACCUUUGGAGCCCCACAUGAUGAGCAUCGGAGCUGCAAAAGGCAUCAGAGACUAUAUUUGUCCCUCUCCUUAUCUUGCGGCAAGCAUUCCCGUGAAAAAGAUCAUGGCACAAUGCGACCCGCUGAGUAGGGCUGAGUGUGGAGCUCCAGACAUGUCUCCAGCCCUAGAGAACAAGGCAAUCGAAAUACAUGCCACGCUCCGUACAGGCAACACUGCCCCCGAACAUGUCACAACCGCAGUGAAUCAGGGAGCCUGGCUUACUGCGGCGUGGCGUUGGAUAACAACCCCGAAAGGGUUCUUCAUCCUCAUAUACGGACUGAACAUAGUCGCCUGGGGCGGGAUGCUGUUCCUGCUAAUCUGCAAUGCCGCCCCAGCCAUGUGCCAUCCGUCCUGCAACGAUCUAUAUUCCUCCCGCCGGAUCUGGAUCGAGACCACCUCUCAGAUCUUGAACGGGUUAUUCUGCGUGACGGGGUUCGGACUGGCGCCGUGGCGGUUCCGGGAUCUGUACUGGUGGUGCCGCUGGCGGAUGGCGGGGAGUGACCGGGAGAAGAGCCUCGCUGGCAUCACGCGCUUGGCUAGCAUUCACCAAGCGUGGUAUCGCACACCGAUUGUUGUGUCAUGUGUUGGGUGUGAUGGGGACUGUGGUUGCGAGCAAAACAAAUCAUCGGCUCUUACCGAGGCUCUUGGGGGCCGCGCCCCGCCGACGGCGACGUGGAAAAUGGAUUUUGUGGUCUGGUGUAACAUGUGGAAUACUAUAUUCCAGGGUUGCUUGGCUGGCUGCAUGUGGGGGAUGAACAGAUUCAACCGGCCCAGUUGGACGACGGGCUUAUUUGUUGCCUUAGCUUGUGUUGUGGCUGGUGCGGCGGGGUAUAUGGUCUUCCGCGAGACCAGGAGGCUUGCGAGAUUGGCAGAGACGACAACAGCCGAUAGUGCUGUUGCAGAGAAGGGCAAGACUGGAUUUGAACUUCCGGUAUGA
Messenger RNA from Aspergillus terreus NIH2624, 1086 nucleotides. Its product is annotated as DUF2985 domain-containing protein. NCBI's taxonomy places the organism in Eukaryota, Fungi, Ascomycota, Eurotiomycetes, Eurotiales, Aspergillaceae. The transcript is spliced from 5 exons. The record is from RefSeq and is a predicted model, not a curated record. The coding region runs from base 1 to 1086 and encodes 361 amino acids.